Molecule: messenger RNA, 398 nt
Organism: Lactuca virosa
Lineage: Eukaryota; Viridiplantae; Streptophyta; Magnoliopsida; Asterales; Asteraceae
Source: the annotation of a GenBank genome assembly
CUUCAACUACAUAAAAACAUGAGAUCUCUUUCGACUAGUUUGUUUUUCUUCUCCCUUAUUCUACUAGCAAGUCUCCAUGAUGCAAGAGAAGGCCCUAAAGAAUACUGGAGAAGUGUAAUGAAAGAUGAACCCAUGCCAAAGGCGAUUCAAGAUGUUCUUAUUCAAGAUUCAACUCAAUCAAAUAAUAACAAAGAUCGGUUCACAAAGAAUUUUGAUACAAAACCUAAUCUUAUAAUUUAUCACUCUCAUGUGAUCUAUAAUCAAAAAGAUCAUGAGUUAGUUUCUUCUAAGAUGAACUAAAUCCUUUGUUUAAGAAUUAAGCGGUGAUAUUUCUUUCGUGAAUGCAUUUAAAGUCUGGGUUAAACAUUUUUGUGUGCUAAGACAAAAUAUUUCGUCUC